AUGCCGAGCCGAAGCUCUGGGUACAAUCAGGAGUUCUAUUGUGAGGACGUGAAGGCCACCGCGCAGAAACCCAUGCAGAGCCUAAGGCCCAACAAGGAGGUCCUGAACAGGCUUAACCAGGCCAUCCGGCAGCUGAGGGCGGAAGUGGCUGUCGCGGAUAGUGAGCCCUGUGAACUAGAGAAACCCAAAGACCUAGAGGCUCUGCAGGCGGCUGCAGCCUCAGGCGAUGCCAAGGACAAGCUGGCCUGGCUCGAGGCUACCCUGCAGAGGGCCAAGCAGGACAUGGCCCAGCAGCUGCGUGAGUACCAGGAGCUCAUGAUCGUCAAGCUUGGCCUGGACUUUGAGAUCGCCACCUACCGCAAGCUGUUGGAGGACAAGGAGCAGAGACUUAGUACGGAAUUUGGGACCGGGAGCAUAGCCCAGGGCAGCUCCGCCUCGCCCUCCGUCCCGGUCCAUCUCCAGCAGCCUGGAGCCUGUUCGGGCCCCGUGGGCACUAGCGCCCCCGGCGGCGGCUGCACGCUCUGCAGCUCCCCGGGCUGCGUCGGGGGCUCGGGCUGCAGCGGCUCGGGCAGAUGUUGA
Jaculus jaculus (lesser Egyptian jerboa) is the source of this 579-nucleotide messenger RNA. RefSeq names its product keratin, type II cuticular Hb1-like. Bases 1 to 579 code for a protein of 192 amino acids. Gene Ontology annotation, cellular component: keratin filament. Gene Ontology annotation, molecular function: structural constituent of skin epidermis. Gene Ontology annotation, biological process: intermediate filament organization; keratinization. The transcript is spliced from 5 exons. The record is from RefSeq and is a predicted model, not a curated record. NCBI's taxonomy places the organism in Eukaryota, Metazoa, Chordata, Mammalia, Rodentia, Dipodidae.